Messenger RNA from Thermothelomyces thermophilus ATCC 42464, 1506 nucleotides. RefSeq lists its product as uncharacterized. NCBI's taxonomy places the organism in Eukaryota, Fungi, Ascomycota, Sordariomycetes, Sordariales, Chaetomiaceae. The coding region runs from base 231 to 1367 and encodes 378 amino acids. The transcript has 3 exons. The record is from RefSeq and is a predicted model, not a curated record.
GAGCACUAUAUCGAUGCUUUGAUUUCGGAAGACCGGCUCGACUUUUGCAUCCAAUAUGCUGCUGGCGAUCAGGCGAAUGAGGGUCUGCUGCCGCAGCAUUGCGCAGUCUGCGGCCACACGUCGAGGCGGCAAGCAAUGCGCCGCGCCGCAACCACCAUGAGUUUGCCCUUCACGCUGAAACGCUCCUUCAGAGCAUCCACUCGCACUACGAACGCGCACUCGAGGACUACAUGAAGCAGAAGACGCCCGACCCGAUGACCAACCCAGACAGCCGCUGGGUGGAGGUUCGCCACGCCUUAGGCCGCCUCCUUUCCUACUUUAUCGCCAUCAAGGUGUUCAUCGCGGCCCGCAGACUAUGGCCGCGUCUUUUCGUCGAUUUUGAGGUGACCUGGAUCCCGUCCAGCGAACCGCUGGACGACCCUCCCAACAUCCGGCGCAACGCAGAGGGCAUCAUCAAGCGCAUGACGUGCGACAAGUCCCUCUUGGAGGCCUACCAUGGCUACGCUGCCCACCUACAAUCGCACAAGCUCGACGAACGCAUUCGCAAGCACGUCCAAUCGGGCAAAUUUACCCCGAUUGUGCACGCCGAGGUCAACCUGCUCGAGUCAGUCCUGGCUUCGCGAGCGGACGCCGAGCGCAGCGGUGAAGGCCCCCUCCGCUUCUUCCACGAGGCCGAGUUCGGCGCCUACAUCGGCACCAGCAAGCCCACCUGCCUGCUGUGCCGCCUCUACUUUGAUGCCCACCCGGCCGGCGUGCUCUGCCGCGAGUCCCACGGGAACCUUUACCAUAACUGGCGGGCCCCGGACGUGCGCAAGGCCGACGGGAGCGAGCCCGAGCGCCUGCGCCGUGAGAUCCUCGAGGCCAUGGUUAAGAAGGUUCGUAAGGAGACCGAGCAUGCCAUCUGUCAGAGGUCCUCUUUCCGCAAAAACCACGACUCGAGGAACACGCCCACAAAUCCGCUGUGGGGCACCACGGACAUCGAGAGCCAGGGCAGGGCGGAGAACGGCAUCGACCGGGCAAGCCGGGCGGGGCAAAUCGUCCGGGAAUCUGCAUCGGUCACUUCGAGGAGAGCUAUCAGAGCCUCGGCUUCUGAAAGUUGGUCCACGGCCGUAGGAGUCGAAGAGCUGACAUCCACGGUGGGACAGAUCAGCCUGGACGGCAGGUCGACGAGGGUUCGGAAUAACGAUGAUUCGCGGGAGACCACCCCUGAGAGACCCGAACUCUCAACUCCGACUGGCCAAGAGAAGGAUGACUCGCGAGAGACGACUCCUGUGGCACCCGAACCCUCAACUCGGACCGGGCAAAACAAGGAUGACGACGACGACGACGACGACGACGACGACAACGAUGGUGGUGCACGGUUGUGAACCUUGUCUUCGCAAAGGGUUCAUCCUAUCUGAUUCAUUAUUUUCUCUCUCUUUUCUUCUCCAUCUGUUUCUACUUCUCUCUGUCUAGCUUUCUGUGUGUUGCUGCAUCAUCUCAGCGAGAAAAAUCAAACAGAGACUU